CUAAUCCUCCGCAAUGGAUCUCUCGAUGGCGAUGUGGAUGGCGGCGGUCGUCGGCGCUGUCACUGUCUACGACGAUUUAGGGAGUAUCAGAGCAGUAACACAAUAAGAAGGUUGAGGCGACCAUCUUCUCACAUUGCACUCAGAUGUGCUCAACCAUCUUCUCACAUACUCUCCCCUCUCCGUCAAGGUCGAGCGGAUAUGGUCCGGAUCCAAGAACGCUUGAUACUCCGACCGCUUAACUCUCUCAAUCCCCUUCUGCCUUGACUAUAUCAAAUAUGAGAAUAAUCGAAGACCCCCCUAUUUGAGUUAUUGUCGUUUUCUUUUUUUGCCCUAAUUGGAAUCGGAUUCCUUUCAGGGUAUGUAAUCUACAACGCGCUCCACAGCGCCGGAUGUCGUCUUUUCGCUCCACCCUACUUCCGCGCUCUCAUGGUCCAACCGGCACCCCUCCGCUCUUCACUCUCCCUCUUUUGUUAGAGUUCCUGCGAUCCGCUCCUUCGGCUAAGCGCAAGAUGGCCAACCCCUUCCUCCUCUUCUUGCCGAUCGCGUCUUGGUUUCUACAGAUUUGGGCAUCGGAUGUGCUGUUCUACGAGUCGUUUGAUGAACCUUUUGAUGGUCGGUGGAUCGUCUCAAGGAAGGGGGACUAUGGAGAACGAGUGAAUGAACCAGUAAAAGCUCGAAAAAUCCACGUCGUCAGAGAAAUGAAGAUCCAGAGAAAUAUAAUGACGACAAGCAAAGAUCGACAAGAUCCAACGACAGCAACCGUGAGAGUAAACCUGCUGAAAGAGCUGCGAGAAAUCCUACAUCAGACAGGAGGUUGGCAUCGGAAGUUGCAUGUUCCAGCUCUUGGUUCAACAUUCACAUCUGAUGUACAUGUCGGAGAAUUGGAAACCCGACUAGAUGUUGAUUUUGCAUCUUCAAGAGACUCUACCAGGUCGUUAAGCCAUAUUUGGAACUUCAGCCUUUCAGAUCUAACAACCGACCGCGAAAACUUAGAUCUUGGAGCAAUUGGCGACUACAGUGACUCCCCAUUCCUUUCAUUUGGUUCAGAUCUCUUGCUCGAUUUGCCAGUUGAGGAUGAUUUGAGUAUUUUGCUGAUCAAAUAAGUGGCUCGAGCUUGCAGUCAGGUGAAGAUAAAGCAUAUAUAAACAGGGCUGAGGAAACAAAUUAGUGGACCUCCAGUAAUAGUUCAUACAAUUUCAUUGCCUUUUCCAUAAUCAGAGAGCUUAAACUGCAACUAUGUUCUACUGUUAGAGAUUUAGUUAGUGCAGGUAUCAAACAAAAGGAAAUGCUGUUAUUCUCAGCAAUGUAUUAUUAUACUCACUGAAUCAUGUACAGGACAAAAAAAUCAACUGAAAUACCCUAAACUUGUAAGAUUUCACUGUCAACCUCUUCAUCGAUAAGUCAUGUUCAAACAUUGUGCAAGGCUUGCAAAUGACAUGAGGCCUUCUCAUGAUGAUGUAGCAGUGCCACCUUUUGCUGAGUGGGAUGAGAAUGAUCCGGUGUCCGGUGAGAAGUACACUGGCAUCUUCAAGUUGAUAGCUGAAAAU
Zingiber officinale is the source of this 1547-nucleotide messenger RNA. RefSeq lists its product as uncharacterized. Lineage: Eukaryota; Viridiplantae; Streptophyta; Magnoliopsida; Zingiberales; Zingiberaceae. The transcript is spliced from 8 exons. Bases 390 to 1103 code for a protein of 237 amino acids. The record is from RefSeq and is a predicted model, not a curated record.